Messenger RNA from Cyanistes caeruleus (blue tit), 1925 nucleotides. It is a transcript of the gene FBXO39, whose product is annotated as F-box protein 39. The record is from RefSeq and is a predicted model, not a curated record. Gene Ontology annotation, biological process: positive regulation of protein ubiquitination. NCBI's taxonomy places the organism in Eukaryota, Metazoa, Chordata, Aves, Passeriformes, Paridae. Gene Ontology annotation, molecular function: protein binding.
UGCUGAGCGGAAUGUCCCGGGCCAGCGGCACAACUGCAGGGGCUGCGCUGCCCCUCCGCCCGCGGCUCUGGCGCCUUUGCGGACCUCGGCCCGGAGAUCCCCGUCAGCUGGAAUAGUAAAAGGACUCAGGCUGUGUUGCCCGCUUGGGUAUCCAAGCCGCAGCUCCUGUUACUUCUGCCCUAUAUUCUGUUCUGCUUUCCUCUGUCCAUUGACUUCAGGACAUCCAGGUAAGACUACAGUUUAAACUCAAGAGUUUGUUUGACUCUGACAGCUGGAGUACAGAGGCAAAGGGCUGUUGGUUUUGAUUGUGAAGAAGCAAACUUGCAUCCAUUUGUUUAGAAGCCUAUUAUGCUGGGAUUGGCAAGAAAUCUACACACAGCUUUCUGCAUGUUGGUUUGACUCAAGACCUGGAAAAGAAGUCCUCUCAAUGGAAGAUGACGGUGGACCUGAGCAAAGGUCCUGGGCCUAUCUACCCGAUGUCUGUCUGAGGCAUGUCUUCCAUUGGUUAGAUGACAGAGACAGAUCUCGGGCUGCCUUGGUCUGUAAAAAAUGGAGUUGUGCCAUGCACUCUGGAUCUCUCUGGAGAUGCAGAACCAUCACGUUCUAUGGCCAACCAUCAAGGGCACGCACACUGGAGUUUCAAAGUGCACUGUGGUAUACCAAGAAAUUUGGCAAGUAUUUGAAGCACCUUGAGAUCAAGUUAUCAAAUCCUUACAAUACCCCCUUUAUCAAAAAAUUUCAAGUGAUUAUGAGAGGUCUUCUUUCACACCUGGGCAAGUGUAAUAGUCACCUAGUAUCCCUGAGCAUAAAGUACCUAGAGUUAGACUGCUUGAUCUGGAAAAAUGUAGUUAGGGCUCAGUUUAUCAAGAACUUAGCUGCCUUCCUGAAAAGAAUGAGCAAUCAACUUGAUUAUCUUAACUUAAAAGGAGCAAGAAUAACUUUGGAAGAAGGCUGUGAGCUUCUGAAUUCUCUGAGCAGCUUGACUAAUAGAAGCUUUAUAUCUGAAAUCAAUAUUGAGGAUUUCUUCAGUCUCCACCUUUCUGUCUACAGCAGUGCUUUGUUCCACCAAACUAUGUCUAAGUUCCACAGGCUAACCACCCUGACUUUCAAUUAUAACUGCAUGUCUGAUGAACUGCUGGACAUCCUGCGGGAGCACAGCUCUCACUCACUGUGCACUUUGAAUAUCAAGUGUCAUAUCCAUGACCCUCAUGGGCAAGUGGUCUCAGGAAUGUCGUGGGCAAACUUGGCCAAGAGAGCCCCGAAACUGAAUGUGAACUUCUUCUUUGAAAGAGUAAUGAAGCAUGAUCACCUAGCUAGGAUCCUACUUGUGGAGAUCCCAGUUAGGAGCAUCAGCCUACGGAGCUGCUAUUUUAGUGACCCAGACUGGACAAUGAGACCUACCCUCACCAACCUUCUCCCAGCUUACUGGCAUGGUCUGCAGAAAUUAACACUUGAAUUGAACAAUGACCGUGAGUUGCUGGACAAUGAGCUAUUACAUCUUAUCUUAUCAUGCAAGAGGUUGUUAUUUCUGAAAGUCUGGGCAUUUCUAAGCGUCAGCUUUAUGGAGAGGCUGCUACAAAACCGUGCAGAAAGGAAAUGCAUUUUGACUACCAUAAAGGUCAGAAUUUAUACAGCCCAAGAGGACAGCACUGAGGAGGAGAGGCUGUUGGCCGAUAUUUACAGGAAAUUCAAGUACCUGAUUGACUCAGAACUUAAUUAUUUUGUCAUCACCUACCCAAUGGUGUAAACUACAGGAAGAGGAGAACACCCAGUGACAUCUACAUUAAUGGAUCCUUUGAAGGGCCUUAGUAAGGGAUUUGAAUUUUGACAGCAAUGCCUCUGAAAGGGAGUUAUCAUUCCAGCAAGAGAGAGGCAAGGGACAAUUUUAAACUCCAUGCAUUAAAAUGUUGGACUUGGGAAGUGGA